UUGGUCCGACGCUUGCGAACCUCCGCCUGGCCUGUCGAGGGACACUUACGCUCAAAUCGCUGCUAAUGAUCGGUAUCUAGAUGGAGUUUUAUAGCUAGAUUUCAUCGAAUAUGCCCACUCGCGUGGCAUCAUACUUCGCGAUAUCAAACCGCAGAAUUUCGUGGUUGGGACGCGCCACUGAGAAUGCGUCCAUUAUUUACGCUUUUGACUUUGGCCUGGCAAAGAUGUAUGUCGAUUCUGUCAAGGGGGAACAUAUCCCGCUUCGCACAGGUCGAGGGUUCUGUGGGACCUGGCGGUAUUCGAGUCAUUGGUCACAUCUUGGUGUUGGUGGAGGACUUUGUUAUAUCGCAUCUGUUUUUUUGGCCGGUCGUUUGACUCGAGCUUGUUAGAGGCCAGUCGACGGGACGACAUCGUAUCGCUCGGUCAUGUAAUCUUUGAACUUCCCCAUGGACGACUGCCUUGGAAAGGUAUCUUCGCGCCAAAUGUGGAAGCCAAGCUGAAGCGGAU
Guyanagaster necrorhizus is the source of this 507-nucleotide messenger RNA. RefSeq lists its product as uncharacterized. The record is from RefSeq and is a predicted model, not a curated record. The transcript is spliced from 2 exons. Lineage: Eukaryota; Fungi; Basidiomycota; Agaricomycetes; Agaricales; Physalacriaceae. The coding region runs from base 111 to 389 and encodes 92 amino acids.